UCCCCGAAGUGGAGAGAGUUAUUGAGGGUGUGCUGCGCUCUUCCUGUCUGCGUAGAGCCGAGAGAUCUCAUCUAUCCUCAGAGUUUACUGCAGUGUCUGUCCCCGAAGUCGGACGGUCAAAAAUACACCGGUUUCCCCGUCAUGGCUGUAAACCUGAGCAAAAACGGCCCAGCCCUUAUCGCUGCCUAUAACGAGGUGGUGGAUGAGAAAUCAGAGACUAACUGGGUCCUCUUCACCUAUGAGGGCAACACAAAUGACAUCCGAUUGGCAGAGAAAGGAGAUGCUGGUCUGGAGGAGUUGGUCGAGGAGCUGAACAGUGGGAAGGUGAUGUACGCUUUCUGCCGCGUACAAGACCCCAACUCUGGCCUUCCCAAAUAUGUCCUCAUCAACUGGACUGGCGAAGGUGUGAAAGAUUCCAGGAAAGGACAGUGUGCAAACCAUGUGAGCGCCAUUGCUAACUUUCUUAAGGGAGCACAUGUGACGAUAAACGCACGGGCGGAAGAAGACGUGGAGCCUGAUGCCAUUAUGCAGAAAGUGGCUAAAGCCUCAGGCGCAAACUACAGCUUUCACAAAGAGUCUAACCGCUUCAAAGAUGCCGGCCCCCAAGGGCCAGUGGGAUCUGUUUACCAGAAGACUAAUGCCAUGUCUGAAAUAAAAAGAACUAAUAAAGACAAUUUCUGGGCCCAAACCGAGAGGGAUGAGGAAAAACGUCUCAAGGAGGAGAAGAGUAAGGCAGAGGUGGAGAGACAGAAGCUGGAGAAAGAGAGGAAGGACAGAGAGGUCAAGGAGGCGGAGUUACGGGACAGGAGAGCAAAGGAGAUAGCAUCACAGAUAGAUGAACAGAGGAAGUACCAGCAAAAGCAGGAAGUAGAGAGUGAAGCCCAGGAGAAACCGCAAAGGGAAGCUGCGUCUCUCAUCUCCCAGCGAUCUGUUAAUCCCAGAGAAAUGUUUAAACAGAGAGAGAUGGGCAUGACCCCUGCUUGCACAGACAACUCUGAGUCCAGUCCAAAACCAGGGCGAUUGAACAGCCCUUUUCUGUCCAAGCAGUCUUGUGACCCAGAGCCAUUUCGCUCUCCUGUGCGUCAGGACUCACCUUUACAAGCCAGAGAUGUACAAACAGCUGGUGGUCAUUAUGAAGCGCACAUAGAUCAACAACAACAACAGCAGCCACAGAAUGAGGCUGUCGUAGAACCAGAACCCAUCUACAAGGAAGCAGCACAGGUGGAGGAGCAGGCAGGUGAUCGUGGUAUCUGUGCCAGGGCUCUAUAUGACUACCAGGCUGCUGAUGACACCGAGAUCUCAUUUGACCCUGAUGAUAUCAUUGCUGGCAUUGAGAUGAUUGAUGAAGGAUGGUGGAGAGGAUACAGCCCCGACGGACACUUUGGAAUGUUCCCGGCUAAUUACGUCGAACUUAUCCAAUAAAGUCCAACAUAUGCCCCCAAUCAGAGUCGGGCUACAUCAAUUUGCCCUGCGAAGAUUACAAAAAUCUCUGGCCUUCUGAACAAAAUGGGUCCAGUAUACUUGACUUAAGAGACUUUAACUUAAAUCAUGGACCAAAAGAUUGGAAAUCAGGGGGUAUUUCAAAUCUCAGAACAAUAUUCCAUACUGUAUUGGUAGUUUUCGUUUGGUAAUUUUAUUUUAUUUCAAGUGGUCCACAAAUUGUACAAAAUAAUACUCAGACCCUUUGAUUUCAAGUAUGCUGGCAGAUUCCCCAUAAGAGACAAUCCAGGAAUCUGGCUGUGUCAUUCAUGUCCCUUGGAAUACUGAAUGGUUAAAAUUGAUAAGUGCUUGUGGUGAUAUUCCUGUGACACUGAUGUAUUCUUUUUGUACCUUUUUUCCUUUUGAACAUUUCAAACGAUUGGAUUUCAACAAGCUGCAACUUUUAAAUGAAAAAAAUAAAUAAAAAACAUUGUUUGGUGCAGCAACGUAUAGUAGUUGGAACGUAAUGCUCCUGUUUUGCGUUGUUUUUUUGCCUUUUCUCCACAAGACAGAGUCUGACUGCCUUGCUUUCUUGGGGAAUAUAGCACAAAUGAUUUGCUGCAAUAAAGUUUACUGAGGUUGGACUGAAAAUAGAGUAUAUUUGCUGUGCUCUAUAUUUCCAGAUUUAGCAAGCAACUCUAUUCUUUAUUUUCUUGAAGUGAUGACAUCAAGAGUGAUUUAAGAUCAGUCGGUGACCGGGGUGGGAAUAACUUUGAGACCUCUGUACCACAGCUUUCUCGUCUACUCCGAAAUGUGGAGACUAUUAAUACUGUGAUUUUCUUUUCUUUUUUUAAGGUUUCAGGGAACCAUAAUUUUUUCAUCAUCUUGCCUUUGGGUCACAGAUAAAAAUAUAGAGUUCACCCUACAAAUCCAAAUUCUGAUAUUUACUCAACUCAAUUUUGUUCCAAAUCCAUAUUACUUUUUUCCAAGGGACACAAAAGGAGAUGUUAAGUAGAAUGGCAGCCUCAGUCACCUUCACUUUCAUUGUAUAGAAAAAAAGAUGCAAAGAAAGUGAAUGGUGACUGUCAUUCGGGUUUGGGAUGACAUGAGGAUCAGUAAACGGUGACAGAAUAUUAAGCCUGCAAGUCCAGGCUGUCUGUGCAUUUAGACAGUGAUGCCUUUUGGGUGGAUUAACUGAGGCUCAAAGAAACUGUUAACAUCAGAUUUAUUUUGAAUUUGCAUUGUUUUACUAUUCACACUCACACUUUUGCUGUCUGUGCUGUGCCAAUAGGAGAGUGAAAGUAAUUUUGAGGACAUUUUCAAGGUUUCAUUUUUAACAUUUCAAAGUCAUUCAACAGUGAUGUAGUUCAUGUAGUCAUUGUGAAUAUCUAACAAGUCUGGAUAAUGUUGUGACCUUAAUUAAAAGAAUAAAUAAAGAGUUUUAAA
Molecule: messenger RNA, 2865 nt
Organism: Xyrauchen texanus (razorback sucker)
Lineage: Eukaryota; Metazoa; Chordata; Actinopteri; Cypriniformes; Catostomidae
Gene: dbnlb
Product: drebrin-like b
Exons: 13
Coding region: 142-1422 (426 amino acids)
Biological process (GO): regulation of actin filament polymerization; positive regulation of axon extension; positive regulation of dendritic spine morphogenesis
Cellular component (GO): plasma membrane; lamellipodium; cortical actin cytoskeleton
Molecular function (GO): actin filament binding
Source: RefSeq, a predicted model, not a curated record